Rhodamnia argentea is the source of this 2335-nucleotide messenger RNA. RefSeq lists its product as uncharacterized. The record is from RefSeq and is a predicted model, not a curated record. Gene Ontology annotation, molecular function: acetylglucosaminyltransferase activity. Lineage: Eukaryota; Viridiplantae; Streptophyta; Magnoliopsida; Myrtales; Myrtaceae. The coding region runs from base 280 to 1899 and encodes 539 amino acids. The transcript has 3 exons.
GACAGAAUGUGCGAUUAACACCAAAAGAUUGCACGGAAGAGAGAGCGCGAUUAUCGUGCUUAACCCUCCCCUCUCAAACCUCCUUCUCUUCUCUUCCCCUCUUUCUUCUCAAUCCAUCGUCCUUCGUCUGUGCCACGAAGAUUAGGGGAACAAACCCUCGAAUUCCAAACUCUCUCCGUCUCCGGUGGUGGUGGCGGUGGUGGCGGCGCCUCCCUCGCCAGGCGAAACCGUCGCCCCCGCUCCCUCGGCGCUCGCCUUCCGCCAUGAGCGUUGGCGGCGAUGGUGACGAAGAAGGUGCAGACUCCCCUGCCGCCAUGCGCUCAGGACCGCCGCCUGGACUGCCGGGCCUCCCGGCCCCGCGGGAGCCGCCGGUGGCGCCAGGGCGGCACCGGGACCGCCGUGGUCGCGGUGGCCGCGCUCCUGAUCUCCACCGCCGCGUGGCUCGCGCUCGUCUUCUCCGGGACCACCGCCCGCUGCUGGCACCGGUUGACGCAUUUUGAAGGCAGUCCUCGUUCUGUCUCGUGGCGGAGUCAUUACUCCUCCGAUCUUCGUUACCCCGCUUCGUCGCCUCCGCCGCCCCCUUCGCCCCCGCCUCCGGCGCGCCGCAACGGCAGCCUCUCGGGAACGAAGCCGAUCGCGGAGCAGUUAAUGCUGAGCCACAUACUUUUCGGAAUCGCUGGAUCGUCACGGUUAUGGGAGCGUCGGAAGGAGUAUGUGAGGCUCUGGUGGCGACCUGAGGAAAUGCGCGGCCACGUGUGGCUGGACGAGCAAGUGUCUCACGACGACGAUUCGCUGCCUCCGAUCAUGGUCUCGGAGGAUAUUUCUCGCUUUCGCUACACAAACCCUACCGGCCACCCCUCUGGCCUCCGUAUCGCUCGUGUCGUCGUAGAGAGCUUCCGCUUGGGCUUGCCGGAUGUGCGGUGGUUUGUCCUAGGAGACGAUGACACUAUCUUUAAUGUCGAUAACCUUGUGGCCGUUCUUAGCAAGUAUGAUUGGUCUGAGAUGGUUUACAUUGGCGCUCCUUCGGAGAGUCACUCGGCGAAUACUUACUUUAGCCAUAACAUGGCGUUUGGUGGUGGUGGGAUUGCGAUUAGUUAUGCAUUGGCCGAUGCAUUGUCCAAAAUUCAGGACGAGUGCCUGGAGAGGUAUCCCAAGCUGUAUGGGAGUGAUGAUAGGCUUCACGCUUGCAUUUCUGAAAUUGGCGUUCCCUUGACGAGAGAAAGCGGCUUCCACCAGUGGGAUAUCCGUGGUAAUGCGCAUGGACUUCUGUCAUGUCAUCCAAUUGCACCCUUUGUUUCAAUUCACCAUUUGGAAGCUGUGGAUCCAUUUUAUCCAGGGUUGAACUCUUUGGAGAGCUUGAAGCUAUUCACGAAGGCUAUGAAGUUAGAACCUAGGAGCUUUUUGCAGCGAUCGAUCUGUUAUGACCAGGCACAUCGUCUCACAUUUUCGGUGUCGCUGGGUUACGCUGUUCAAGUGUUCCCAAACAUUGUGUAUCCCCGUGAAUUGGAGCGGUCGGAACAGACUUAUGUUGCCUGGAAUAGGAUCAGUCACAGUAGUGAAUUUGACUUGGAUACGAGGAAUUCAUUAAGGUCGCUCUGCAACAAACCCAUUCUGUUUUUCUUGAAAGAUAUAGGAAGACGAGGGGAUGCUACUGUGGGCACGUAUAUGCAAGAAAGAGGAAUAGAUGAUCUGAAAAGGAGAGUCUUUUGCUUUCUGCGGUCACCCCCCCUGCAUAACGUGCAGAUUAUCAAGGUCUUAAGUUAUCCACUGAAAAAGAAUUGGCAUCUGGUACCACGUCGAUUAUGUUGCCAGACAAACCAAAUUAGGGGUGACACUCUCAGUUUAUUUGUGGGCCAAUGUGAGAGUGGAGCUUUAAAUUCAGUCAUAGAUAAUUUGUGACUGGUCAAUGGGGACGCCUGGUCUAGGGACCUCUUGUCGAGUUAAAGAAUUUGAGCAUAGAAGCCGGAUCCCACAAUGACCUUCCAAACUGCCUCUGAUUUUUCAUGGCGUAACAGUUACCGACUUCUGGCCUGUUGAUUACCUGCUUAUGCAAGGUGCAAUCCAUGGACGAGGCUCAUAAUGCAGUUUAGUUGAUUGAGUUGAAGAUGACUGUGCAAACACUUUAUCUCCGGAUUACAUUCUUUGCCUUCAUUUUGUUUAGAAGGUUUUACAAUGAUAAAUGAGGAUUUAGCAUUUUGAUAUUGAAAUUGCUGUUGGAAUGAUAGAUAGAAUACCAAAAUUAGCAAUGUUAGCUUCCAGGUAUGUAAUUCGGAGAUUCUGUUGUUGUUAAUAGCCAUUUCCCAGUAAAAGGUUGCUCGGUAGGAUAUAUUGUCUA